Messenger RNA from Phycomyces blakesleeanus NRRL 1555(-), 729 nucleotides. RefSeq lists its product as hypothetical. The record is from RefSeq and is a predicted model, not a curated record. The transcript has 5 exons. Lineage: Eukaryota; Fungi; Mucoromycota; Mucoromycetes; Mucorales; Phycomycetaceae. Bases 1 to 729 code for a protein of 242 amino acids.
AUGGCCUGGUCAAAGAAGGGAACUCCCGCCGUAAUUACAGUGCCUACAACUAAAGCAAACACAACAUCGAUUUUAGGUGCAAUAUCUGCAACUGGUUUAAUCAAUAGACUUCGAGAACACCUGAAUAUCCACGGUAUAUCUACACCUCGCAGAUCUCUGGGAUUCCGAAGAAAAAACAACGAGAAAUAUACCUUUGUGAAAUGUGGAAACGGUCACGCCGACCAACACCAGCAUACAAAAUCACAGUCGACAGCACAACAGCAUCAGAACAACGGUCAAAAUCGAGAGCCGUCGCCAUCACGACAACGACAGGAAAGCAGCCAUGAUCAAGAACAAUCAUCGUUGCAGCAGCAUCUGAAUGACGUCCAUUGCGUUAUAUCUCUUCCAAAGUGGCGCUUGUUGUAUUUCAGAGCUUUAGGACUUCCUACUAAAUUAGCUCCAUAUCGAUCUGACACAGUUUACCCGGCAAUGAUAGCUACUAUGCUAUCCCAAUAUGAAUAUGUUCUUAUAUGUGAUAAAUCCAAUAUCCGAGUGUCUGGAUCACCACAGCGCUCGAGCACAAGAGCUGAAGAUCGCUAUCUGGAGAUUGAGCUGUUGGAUCCAAAAGAUUUGUCUUUUCCGCCUGUGGACCAUGAUGAUCAUUUUGUCGGUCAGCAGUUUGAUGUGACAAACGCGAUGUACGAAUUCCAGUGUUCGAUUUUACGACAAGAAUGGAAGCUCUCCCUUUAA